Messenger RNA from Oikopleura dioica, 246 nucleotides. The record is from the annotation of a GenBank genome assembly. Lineage: Eukaryota; Metazoa; Chordata; Appendicularia; Copelata; Oikopleuridae.
AUGGAAAUUACGAAAGAGGAAAUGAUGAAGGAAGACAAGGAAGAGAACGGAAAGAAAAAGAAGAAAAAAGUUUCUUGGUGCAAAAAUGUGUAUUUAUUCUCCGUUCCUUAUUACAACAGAAAAUGCAAGUCCCUCGACAUCGACAAAAUAAAAGACAAAGCGAGGGAAAAAAUAAAAAUCGAGCUCGACAACUUCAAGGACCGAAGAACAUCGCCAAAAUCAAUCGAAGAUUUUCUCAAGCUGUAA